CUCCGCGGCGGGCUCCGAGAACUGCGCACGCGCGCUGACCCCGGCGGGCCCUAGCAACCAGAGCGGUGACAGUAGCAACGGGCGGAAUGGCAAAAGCAACAACAAUCAAAGAAGCCCUUGCCAGAUGGGAGGAGAAAACUGGUCAGAGGCCAUCUGAAGCCAAAGAGAUAAAGCUUUACGCCCAGAUUCCCCCCAUAGAGAAGAUGGACGCCUCUUUGUCCACCCUUUCUAAUUGCGAGAAGCUUUCACUGUCUACGAACUGCAUUGAAAAAAUUGCCAACCUGAAUGGCUUAAAGAACUUAAGGAUAUUGUCUUUAGGAAGAAACAACAUAAAGAACUUAAAUGGACUGGAAGCAGUGGGGGAUACAUUGGAAGAACUUUGGAUCUCCUACAAUUUUAUAGAGAAGUUGAAAGGGAUACAUGUAAUGAAGAAAUUGAAGAUUCUCUACAUGUCUAACAACCUGGUGAAAGAUUGGGCUGAGUUCGUGAAGCUGGCAGAACUGCCGUGCCUGGAAGACCUCGUGUUUGUAGGCAAUCCUUUGGAAGAGAAGCAUUCUGCUGAGAGCAACUGGAUUGAUGAGGCAACCAAGAGAGUGCCCAGACUGAAAAAGCUGGAUGGUACUCCAGUAAUUAAAAGAGAUGAGGAAGAAGAAAAGUAACACCGUACUUUCCACUUUGUGUUAACUUAUUUAAAUAUAAGAAUGAUAGAUAAGUUUUAUAAAAUUAUCUAUUUUAAAGAUUCUGUCUUGGGCAAAAGGUUCUUAAGAUAAAAAAAACUCUCAUGUCUAUCAUAUUUUCCCUUAACUUAUUUACUGUUUCUCCUCAAAACUGGUAACACUGUCCAUCCUAGUCCUCAUUUUAGAAAUCACAGAUUUUCUGUGUUUGUCUUCAGUCCCAGUUAUGUACUGCUGAGACCUUUAUACACCAGUCAUUUUUUAAGAAGAAAGAAACAGAUGGUCCUUGGUUUGAUUUGUUUAGUUUUUGGUUUUGGAGGCUGGGCGUUUUAAAGCGUGGAAUGUCCUUCCCGAAGGCCCGGCUCCUCAGGGCUCAGGAGCACAGAUUCCUCCUGCCUUGGUUCAGGAGGCAGCAGUGAACGGAAGAGUUCCUCACAGACACACGGCAGCGGCCUUGGAAUCAGGACCCGGAAGUCCUGUAGCAAAUGCUGCAGCGAAAAAAGGAAAAAUCAGUCUCUCAGAGGCCUUCUAGCCUGUGUUGCAUUUACUUACUAUUUUUCUAAAAAUGUGUGCGUUAUCAACUGGAAUUUAGGUUGUGUUUUCACGCAUGGCCAUGGGUGUCCUUGUGGACAGUGUCACUCGGUGAUCCUGGCAGUGGCUAGAAUGACUGUGACAAUGAUUUUGUUGGCCCUGUUACUCAUGUGGAUUGGCCGGAAGCACACUUUCUGGUUUAUAGUUCCUUAUCUGUUCAAAGAAGUAGUUAUGUUUGAAUUCCUCACCUAAUUGGUGGCCAGUGGUAUAUAUCAAAAUUUGCCCUAAUGAUUUGGUCUGGUGACCCUCAUUGCUGGGAAAAGUAGUUGUUAUGAUUAUAUGAGGGGGCAAACCUAAAGAGUAAGUUUGGUACCUUUCAAUAAGUGAAACUUAGUAUUUCGUGUUUAUUUUGUGAGAAGUUCUAAGUUAAGCAGCUCUGAAAAUGUAUCCUGUAAGUGUUGAGGGAGAGAGAAGGGGGUAUUGGGGUGGGAUACCAGGCAAAUGGCAAUAUGUUUGAGGCUUGCCUCCUACGAGAAGCACUGUAGGUUAUUGAACCUCAACAUUGCAAAGCAAUAGUGAGAUACAGAGAUUAGAAUUUAUCAAGUAAGAAAGGAAUUGGUUUUUGGAAAAUGAAAGUCGUUGUAGGUCACCAGGUGAAGUCCACAGCAGGUCGUGGCUGAAUCAGUGAUAGGUCACGGAAGUCAGGGCCCUCUGCCAAACUGUGCCUAAAGUCCCUUAACCAGAGAUUGUGGAUUCUUGUUCCUUAUCUAUCGUGUGAUUUUACAGUUAAAGGGGAGAAUAGGCUUUUUUAGUGUAAUUACAUAGUCUUGGGUCUUGGAACUUUUCAGCUGUCAUUUAAGUAGGAAUGACUUGAUCUCUCUGAGUUACUCUGAUCAGAAGGGACCACUGCUUUGACAAUCAACACUAACUGUAAACUGGAGGAAAAUGCGGUGUAGCACCUUUUUGCUCUUUCAGUCUGACAGGGAGAAACCUUCACCUUGGCUGGCUUACACAUUCAAGGCCUUUGACAGUUCUUGUGUGAACCGUAGGUAGCGAGCCAUCGUUCUUGCUGUCCAGGGUGCAUAGGCUGAGAGGGAAAAUGAGCUUCUUGAAGCCAUACUGCUGUGUAAGGGGGUGUAUUUUCUAAAAGUUCCCCGGAAGUGAACAUAAAAGGAAAUGGAUGACUUCAUACUGAAUUUAUUUGUGAAAUGACAUGUAGUUUUGGUGUUUGGUGUUUUAGUUUUUUUUUUUUUUUUUUAAAUUCUGUAAUGUAGAAACCAGUUUUUUUCUCUGUUUGUGUUUUAGUCACUGGUAGUUUUCAGAGAAAUGUAAGGUGCUUUUUUUGUGUUCAUUUCAUACAACACUCAUACUCGGUUCCACUGAGCACAUGUUGAAUGCCUUCUGUGCAUCCCUGUUCCUGGACGCAAAGCAGAACCCAAAGGCAGGGGUGACGGAGUUCAGGACUGGCUCGCGUCGUCCCUUCCGUCGCCCCCUCUGCGCACAUGCAGCUCACAGAAAUGCCUGUGGUUUGUGCCGCUCGCAUUAGAUAUUUGACCCACAUGGAAUAGAUUUGCACUGUGCUCCUAGUGUAAAAGCAUUAAGCUAUUUUAGUGGGUCAUUUAAAUUUCUGACUUCUGUUCUCAUAACUGAUGGUGGAGCUCUAGAACCAGUCCAAUAUUUUAAUUUUUUUAUAGCAAAUUUUAGUCCACCAAGGAGUUCAGCUUUUCUGUGUUCCCUGACUCAGCUGUGGCUGUAGUACCUAAGCAGGCCUUGGCAGGUUUUUAUGUUCUCUGUUAAGAAGAGUUGUUCCUUUAGACCAGAGAUGCUCAGCCUUAACACUACUAACAUUUGGGGUUGGAUAAUUCCCUGUUUGGAGCAGGGAGGGGCUCCUGUGUACUGUGGGACAUUUAGCAUGCCCCCAGCCUCAGCCUACUACAUGCCAGGGGCACCCCUUCCCUGCAGACAUUGCCCGCUGCCUCCUGGGGCCAGGGAGUGGGCACGAGUGACCCUCUGGCUAAGAACUCACACUCUUCACACCAACAUUCCUUUUCUCCAGGGUCUACUUACUUCCCCUCUGUGACCAUGGCCCCUUAAGCUGUUAGGUAUGAGAGGAGGUGCUGUGUUUAGUGAUCAUGGAAGGAAGGGAAUGGCCGCUGGCACUUCUCUGUUCUGUAAUGCUUAUUUUCAUAAUUUUCACUUCAUAUUAGAAACUCAGGGCUGGAAGGUUCGACGACAGCAGGCUCUCCACUUUGUUUCUUAGCAUGCUUGCUCAUCUUAGGACAGUGAUUACUAACCUACCUCUCUGCUACUGUGAACAGAAUCCAGCUUUAUGGUAGAUUUUGCCUUGUCUAUGAAGUUUGUUUUGCGUAUUUUGUAGACAGUGGGUCAUCAUUCUUUGUCAUUUGUUGUUUAAUCACAGAAUUUUGCAGAAGCAGUGGUAGGUACAGAAAACUACCGUCUAAGAUUUGGUAGUUGUGUAGAAAAGUUGGUGUGCACGUCAGUUUUGGGUGUGAUUGACAGAACGUUUGCUUGUCUACUUGAUGUGGCCACUGGAUCUGUUCUGCGUACAAGGGUUGUGUAAGAUGCUGAGGUUCGGUUCCAGUGUGGGAAGAGGAAUGUGGAUCUGAACAGGUCCCCUCCUGCCGCCUUCCACCUGGGCUCUGAAGCAGAAUGAGGAGGAUGGGGAGGGAGCCUUGUCUGUUAGCUCAUUCUCAGAGUUGAUGUGUAGGAGUGGGAAUCCUCUGCCUGGCUUUUCUUUGGGCUAAAUUGGGAAAGUAAGAAGGCCUAGAAAGCUUGGAUUUAAUCAGUCAUUUAACAAGCCUGAGGGAAGUGUCACAGGCUCUGUCCUGAGUCUUGAGUGGCGCUCUGACGGCAGCCGAGUCAGUUCUCAAAGACGUCACACCUCUCAAGUAUUGGCAGAAGGACACAACCGCUAAGCUACAAGUUAUCCUUUACAAGGAGUCCAUUCCUUGGCACGGAUUCUCUUUACUGGGGCUGUUUAAUGUGGCCAUAAAUAAUGGGAUCUAAAGCAGGAGUCAGAGUAGCAGAGCCGGUGCUGCCGCAGGAACAGCUAGCCCGUUUUCCUUUAUCUAGCUCCAGCAUGUGUUGAACCGUUUUAUUUUUUGUAGAACUAUAAAGCAGGCAUAAUUUUUAAAUCAAGGGUUAUGUUUAAAAAUCAUUGAACUUUUAAAAAUUUUACCUUUUUUAUUUGAGAGGCAGAGACAGAAAAAGAAACACAGGUAGACAGAUAGCUCCUGUCUGCUGAUUCUUUCCCCAGAUGCCUGCAGUGGCCAGGGCUGGUCAGCCAGGAGCUGGGAAACUCAGUCCAGUUCUCCUUCCCUGUGGGAAGCCAUUGCUGCCGCCCUUCAGGGUCUGCAGCUAUGGGGAGCUGGAGUCAGGAGCCAGAGCCUGGAAUCAAACCCAGGUGUUCCUGAUGUGGGACACGGGUGUCUUAGCCAGUGUCUUGUCUACCAGGCUCAGUGCCUGCUGCAUUCCUGAACUUUUAGAUACCAUAUCCAUAUCUUUAUUCCUACUUUUUUUUUUUAUAAAUCAGUGACUGCAAAGAACAGUACUGAAAGGGAAAACUAGACCGAGUCUUAGCUUUUCUAACCUAAAAUAUAUUGGUAAAACUUUUCAUGUAAUCCUUAUAGAGAUCAUAACUGGAUUCUAGGUGAUUUCCCAUAUUGGGCAGGUUAGAGGGGAACUAGCCUCCAAAUUAUGAUCUAACCAGGUUAACAAGGGAACAGGGAUAGUAAACUGUUUUCAGUAGAUUUGCACUUUAAAAUUAUGAACUGGAUGUUGGUGGGAAGUACUUCCAAAGGGCAGAUGACUAAAUGCCUACCCUGUGCAUGUUAGAAUCCGACCUCUCUUGCUUGUCCUAUGCCGACAUGAGCAGUUGCUGACAUGGGCGUCAGCAGAGCCAGGAUUUCCCUAUUUCCCUACAUGGGUCUUCUUCCAUGUCUGCCACCUCUAAGAGUAUCCCUCUGAGGGAUGUGGUCAGGUAGUUGUACUCAAAAUAAAAACUUUAUGAGUUAUCAUUCCCAAGUCUAAAUGUAAAGAACUAAUUUAGAUGUUGGCUAAAUUAAAUUUUAUGGGUGGUAAGGGAGCAAUCCCAUCCAGACACCUGUGAGUUGGAAGCCAGAGGGAAUAUGUACCUGCUCAGCUACUUCUCCCAGGUGUUGGUGGUGAUCACAAGCAGCAUUCCAGGAUGUUUGGCUUCUAGAACCAACUCCGUUCUGAAAGACACUUUAGCAUCUAUUAAUACUUUGGUAAUAAUCUUUUAUACACAGGAAUUUUGUAGCAUGACAUUAUGGCUAAACUUAUUGUGUGUUAAAUUAUUUAGAAAUGUUGAGUUUCUGAGUGU
Lepus europaeus (European hare) is the source of this 5568-nucleotide messenger RNA. RefSeq names its product dynein axonemal light chain 1 (gene DNAL1). Gene Ontology annotation, cellular component: cytoplasm. The record is from RefSeq and is a predicted model, not a curated record. Gene Ontology annotation, molecular function: protein kinase binding. The coding region runs from base 87 to 659 and encodes 190 amino acids. The transcript is spliced from 8 exons. Lineage: Eukaryota; Metazoa; Chordata; Mammalia; Lagomorpha; Leporidae.